CUUCUGAUCAUUUUCUUUGAUUAUGUAAUGUUAAAAUCAGUUAGGCCACUCUGGCUCUCAUAGCCUCAUAUGUCAUAUAGUAUAUACUAGGUACAUACCUUCAAUAUGUACUAGGUACGUACCUUCAGUACGUACUAGGUAUGUACCUUCCGUACGUACCUUCAGACGUACUAGGUAUGUACCAUAAUUUGGAAAAUGUAUGUAUUAGUACGUACUUCGUACAGCAAAGUAUGUACAUUGUACAUACUUCAUGUCCCAUCAGUACGUACUUUUGUCUUAUGUACGUACUUGUGCAGUUACUGGGAGUACACUAGUUCUUAAUAAAAGGUUGUUCAUUUGUUCGUGAUUAGUGUUAUGUACUAAGUUUGUUGUUCAUUUGUUCGUGAUUAGUGUUAUGUACUAAGUUACUGUGUACUUACUAACUACUGUGUUUUCUUAUAAGUUAUUCCUGCGAUUAAGACUUUGUAUAUUUUAUAAAGAAUAAAUAGUUUCUUGUGAACAAAAUAAAAUGGUGUCCAAUUUUCAGAUAAAUCUGAAGAAUUACUGGCAAGGCAAAACAAUGGACAAUAUUUGUGUGAUAAAUGUGGCAGUCAGUUUCCUUUGUUAGCACUUUUAAAAAAGCAUGCGGAAUGCCACAGGGAUAAAAAAAUAAUACAAAUCAAGUGCAAUAUUUGUAAUUAUUUGGGAAGUGGUAGGGAUAUUUUAAUUGCACACUACAAUAAUACCCAUGGUAUUAAUAUUGAACAUGAAACUUACAAAUUUGAAUCAUUGGAGACUUUUCAGGUUAGUAUCAAUCAUUGUGCUUUUAAAAUGAACUGCAGGAAUGUAUAUUUUAUUUUUAGACAUGGAAAUUGGAGAUGGAAAAAAAAACUUUUUCAAUGUUUAUAAAUAAAAGAAAUAAAAACAUAAAUGAAACUACUACAAAACUUGAGUACUAUUGUCACCGAUCAGGGUAUUAUAAAGCUAGAGGAGAAAACAUUCGUCAUUUAAAGAGACAAGGGACAAAUAAGAUUAAUGGAUAUUGUCCAGCUAACCUUAAAGUUACCAUAAAAAAUGGAAAAUAUUCUGUUAAUUACUGUGGAACGCAUGUGGGACAUAAACAAGUAGAGGACUUAGGGCACCUUUUUCUAACAAAAGAAGAACGACAUCAAAUUGCAGCAAAAAUAGCUUCAAAAGUGCCAAUGCAAGUUAUUUUAAAUGACGUUAGAGAUUCAGUCUCCCAAUGCCAACUCCAAAGAAUGCACCUUCUAACGAAAAAAGAUCUUUUUAACAUUGAAAGGUCAUAUAAUCUUAAUGCGUCUUCGGUAAGGCAUGAAAAUGAUGCCAUUAGUGUGGAAGCAUGGGUUAACGAGUUACGCUUAAAUAACUGUGUUUCGUUUUAUAAACGGCAAGAUAGUCUUUCUGAGGAAUAUCCAGAACUGAAAAAAGAAGACUUCGCUUUAAUUAUAAUGACAGAUGGUCAAAAAGAAUUACUUGCAAAGUUUGGAAAUGACUGUAUAUGCAUAGAUGGCACCCAUGGGUUGAAUGGAUAUGGUUUCGAGUUACAUACCCUUCUUGUAUUGGAUGAUAUACGUGAAGGAUAUCCAUGUGCAUUUCUCAUUUCCAAUCGGUCAGAUGUUGCUGUAUUCAAAAUUUUUUUUAAAUGUAUUGAAGAAAAAUUAGGAUAUAAAAUCCUAGCAAAAGUGUUUAUGUCAGAUAUGGCUGAGGCUUAUUAUAAGGCUUGGUUGGAAGUAAUGUACCCUCCUAACUUUAGAUUAUUUUGUGCUUGGCAUGUAGACCGUGCAUGGAGAAAAAACUUAAACAAAUUGACAGAAAAAAAGGUACAGGUUUACAAAAUUUUAAGAUUACUAAUGCAAGAAAGAGAGAUAAAUACUUUUUUCAACAUACAGGAGAAAUUUUUAUUAUUUUUAAACGAGAGUGUGGAGACAUUAGAGUUUGCUCAAUAUUAUAAGGAUAACAAUAUGUCAAAACCGGAGUUUUGGGCAUAUUGUUUUCGACUCAAUAGUGGUAUAAACACCAACAUGCAUAUUGAGCGUAUGCAUCGCACUAUCAAGCACAUUUACCUACAUGGUAAAUUUGUGAAAAGACUUGACAAAGCUAUUGAUGGAAUAAUGAAAUUUGUUAGAGACAAGCUGUUCGAAAGAGUAAUAAUAUUGUACAAAGGUAAAGUUUCCACCAAGUUAAGUGAUUUAAGACACCGACAUAAAUUAAGCGAAACAAUGGACAUUAAAAAAGUUAUUUAUAAUAAUUUAACUUAUACUGUGGCAUCAUCUUCAACUAAUGAGAUGUAUACAGUUGAGGAAGUUAAGUUGGAUUGCACAUGCAAGUUAAUUUGUGAUGAAUGUAACACUUGCAUACAUCAUUUUAGCUGCUCGUGUCUCGAUAACUCCAUUAAAUGGAACAUGUGCAAACAUAUCCAUUUGGUUUGCAGAUAUAUAAACCAGUUACCAAAGGCUGUUGAGAUCAUUGAAGAAGAAUCAUUUCUUGCAGAAAAUAAUCUUAUCAUGGAUGUUAACAAAAAAGAUCAAGAAAUCUCAAGCUUAAUUGAAACAAUUACCACUAAUAAGCCAAUGCAACAAAAAAAUUAUUAUGAUCAAAUUUGUGAAAGGAAACAAAAAAUUAUGGAUGAAAUGGCUCGGCUACAAAACGAAAUUAAGUUGGUCAAUUCUAUUGAAGAAAUUGAGGUAUUUGAAAGAAAUAUGGCACCAAUUUGGCCAUGCCUUGCUGCUGUAAGAGACCACCGCAAAUCACAUGUUGGUUUACCAGAAGUAUCAGCUUCUAUCAAAAACAUACCACCUAACAAAAAAAUAGAGCCUCAGAGGAGAUUAUAUAGGACAAAAAAACAACCAAAAGGGAAGAAAUUAACACUGAACAAACCCUCAGCUCAAGAAGCAGAUUUGUUAGCAGCUCAAUUAUUGCUAAAGAACAAGUUAGAAUAAAAUCCUUUCAGCAACAACUGGUUUUGGUUUUUUUUUAAUUUAUAAUAAACGUUAUAAUCAGAUUGGUUUUAUUUUUAUUUAAAACUGCGAUAAUUUUGAACUCUGAUAAGUAGAUUAGUUAAUGUGCAUAUAUAUACUAUUGAUUGAAACAACAAUAAAAACAAGGUGUAAAUCAUUAUUGAUGAUUAUUCACAACAAUAACCAAGUUUUACUAAUGCAAUUACAACUAAGA
Molecule: messenger RNA, 3171 nt
Organism: Diabrotica virgifera virgifera (western corn rootworm)
Lineage: Eukaryota; Metazoa; Arthropoda; Insecta; Coleoptera; Chrysomelidae
Exons: 5
Coding region: 858-2939 (693 amino acids)
Source: RefSeq, a predicted model, not a curated record